UCGGCUCGGGUAUAAAGGCCUCGGUGGAGCCCGAGAGACACUCACACCUCGGCCACCCACUCUCAGCUCAGCUCCACCUCCGCCUCCGUCUCCGCCAUGACCCGCCACUUCGGCUGCAACAGCUUCUACGCCGCCAACUCGGGCCUGUACCCGUACGGCGGCUACCCCAGCUACGGGACCAACUGGCACGGGUCGUUCCGCCCCAGCCCCCUCAACUGCAUGGUGCCACUGGGCAACCCGCUCAACUACGGCUUCACCGGCUACGGCUCCCUGGGCUUCGGCUUCGGCGGCAGCAACUUCAACACGCUGGGCUGCGGCUACGGCGGCAGCGUCUUCCGGCCCUGGGGCUCCAACUCCGGCUACGGUUACAGCACCUACUGAGCUGGGGCACGGUCCAGCCUCUGCCCAGUUCUGGCCCUGAUGGAGCUCCCCGCCGAGUCCCCGGGGGGUCUCCCUCCGCCCCCUCCUUCCUCCCCGUCCCACGUCCCGGCCGCUGAGGCCGAGGCCACCCCACGCCUCCUGCGGCUCUGCGGAAGUGGCGGCGAUAUCCCUCGCCUCCCUGGGGACGCUGCCACCCCGCUGCCUUGGAGGCGAGAGGUGGCUUCGCUGUUGGACU
Molecule: messenger RNA, 616 nt
Organism: Ornithorhynchus anatinus (platypus)
Lineage: Eukaryota; Metazoa; Chordata; Mammalia; Monotremata; Ornithorhynchidae
Product: keratin-associated protein 7-1
Exons: 1
Coding region: 97-381 (94 amino acids)
Source: RefSeq, a predicted model, not a curated record